Messenger RNA from Podarcis raffonei (Aeolian wall lizard), 3084 nucleotides. It is a transcript of the gene SLCO2A1, whose product is annotated as solute carrier organic anion transporter family member 2A1. The coding region runs from base 374 to 2281 and encodes 635 amino acids. The transcript is spliced from 14 exons. The record is from RefSeq and is a predicted model, not a curated record. NCBI's taxonomy places the organism in Eukaryota, Metazoa, Chordata, Lepidosauria, Squamata, Lacertidae. Gene Ontology annotation, cellular component: membrane. Gene Ontology annotation, molecular function: prostaglandin transmembrane transporter activity; protein binding. Gene Ontology annotation, biological process: sodium-independent organic anion transport; prostaglandin transport; transmembrane transport.
UGGGAGGGAUCGAGAGGGAAAUUUUGCCCGUCCCCUCGGAGAGCGAAAAGCUCCCACCUGCUUUUCGGGCGGGAAGCGCCGUGUGCCCGGUAGCGCAUUUCCCAGCGCCUGCUUUUACGCACUAGAGGGAAAGAGGGAGGAGAAAGAAAGUUUCAUCAUCGCUUCGGAGUGCGCCGCAGAGUUAUAAAAACGGCACGCUCCGCGCUCUUUCGCCCGGGCAGCUUUUCGUACUGGCUCGCGGGUAGGUUGCGAAGAAGGCAGGCACCUGAGCUAGGCUGUUCACGAGGGCGGGCAACGAGAGACGGGCUGCUGAGGCUCCGGGCUAACUCGCCCUUUGUCUCCCGAGGAGUCUCCAGAUCGCGCCGAGCAGACCAUGGGGAUGGCGCCGGAAAACGGCAAAGCGCCCAGGAUUGGGAACACCUGCUCCGCGAGCGUCUUCUGUAACAUCAAGGUGUUUGUUGCCUGCCAUAGCCUUCUGCAGCUGGCCCAGCUCCUCUACAGUGCCUACUUCAAGAGCAGCCUGACAACCAUUGAGAAACGCUUUGGCCUCUCCAGUUUGUCCUCUGGCUUUAUCUCCAGUUUGCAUGAGAUCGGGAAUGUUGUCCUCAUCAUCUUUGUGAGCUACUUUGGCAGCCGAGUUCACCGGCCUAGGAUAAUUGGCCUGGGAGGCCUACUGUUGGCACUGGGGGCCUUCCUUCUCACUCUUCCACAUUUUCUCUCGGCCCCAUAUCAAUACACCACAGCACAAACCAAUGCAGGUAACAAGAGCGGAAGUGCCAGAACUGAGCUCUGCAACAACAACGAAUUUGUGUGUCCAAGCACCAACGUGAGCGUCCAGGCCGAGGACAACACCAUGUGGGCAAUAAUGGUAGUUGCACAGCUGUUGGCAGGAAUUGGGACAGUCCCCAUCCAGCCUUUUGGGAUCUCCUAUGUGGAUGACUUUGCUGAGCCAAACAACUCUCCCUUGUAUAUAGCAAUCCUAUUUGCCAUUGCAGUGUUUGGCCCUGCUUUCGGUUACUUGCUUGGUUCUGCAGCGCUGCGGAUAUUUGUGGACUAUGGGAGGGUUGACCUGAAGGAUGUGCAGUUGGUCCCAGGAGACCAGCGCUGGAUUGGAGCCUGGUGGCUGGGACUCCUCAUUGCCUCGGGCUGCUUGGUGCUCACGUCCAUUCCCUAUUUCUUCUUCCCCCGGUAUAUGCUCAAAGGGAGGCAGGCGGAAUAUGAGGUGGACGUCCUGAAGAAGAUUGAGAAGGCCAAGGCAGAGGAAGGAUCACUGGUAGAAUUUACCAAAAAGUUUCCCCAAGGCUUCCUGAGGCUGCUCCUCAAUCCGCUCUUCAUGUUCCUGGUUUUGGCUCAGUGCAGUUUCUCCUCAGUCAUUGCUGGCCUCUCCACCUUCCUCAACAAGUUCCUAGAGAAACAGUUUGGCGCCACCUCUUCCUAUGCAAACUUCCUCAUUGGAUCUGUGAACCUUCCUGCAGCUGCCCUAGGAAUGCUGUUUGGAGGCCUCGUCAUGAAGCGUUUUGCUUUCUCCCUCAAAGCCAUCCCACGGUUUGCCAUCAGUGUGCUCCUCGUCUCCACACUUUGCUGCCUCCCUCUGUUCUUCAUGGGUUGCUCUACAGAGAAGAUAGCAGAAAUUUAUCCAGACAGGACAUCAAGUUCCCCAGGACAGGCUCAAUGCAACAGGAUGUGCUCCUGCUCAGACUAUCUCUUCCACCCAGUCUGUGGAGAUGAUGGCGUGGAGUACCUUUCUCCCUGCCACGCUGGUUGUACCAGUUUAUUCAGUAAUUCUUCCACAUCCAGUGUUAAGAUCUACACAAACUGUUCCUGUAUCAAAACCAGCAAUGGCCAGUCCUCAGCAAAGACUGGUUCCUGCCCAAUCCGUUGUGCUUCUUUGCUGCUGCCUGUUAUUUUCCUCAUCUCCUUUGCUGCAUUGGUUGCCUGCCUGUGUCACAACCCUCUCUACAUGAUGGUGCUAAGGGUGGUGAAUCCUGAUGAAAAGUCAUUUGCCAUUGGAGUCCAAUUCCUGUUGAUGAGAUUGCUAGCCUGGCUGCCAGCUCCUGCCCUCUUUGGCUUCCUCAUCGACUCCUCGUGCAUCUGGUGGAGGAAACAGUGCAACAAGAGCGGAUCUUGCACGUACUACGACAAUAACUUCCUCCGCAGCAGAUACCUAGGCCUCCAAGUGGGUUACAAAAUCAUUGGCAUCCUUCUCUUAACCGUCAUCGGCUGGAGGGUGACGAAGAACAAGGAAUACAACGUGCAAGACAAAGCUGCUGGCCUAGUAUAGCGCCGCAACCAGACCCAUCUCAAUGGCCAUUUAGUUCCAUUCCUGUAUUUACUAACAAUACUCGGCCUUUGUGCCUUUUGUUUUUUUAAAAUAAAAAUAAAACUGUAAGGGAACCAUUUCAUAUUAGCAGCUGGACUUUUAGAACUCUGCAUUAUCAGCAUCUGCUGUGGGUAGCUCAGCUUAAAGGGACAUGUUGUCAAAUGAAGAACAAACAGGACUCUCAGUGACCAAGCACCUAAUCAGUGUUAAAAAGAGCCAGUGCAGCCGGCUAACCUUUUCAAGAGGCAGCUGCCUUGAAAACCUCCCCAGGCCUCGGAAAGAAAAAGGGGCAGCCAGCAAAUUACAGCGAGGGAAGCCAUCUUUCGGACUGAGAGUACGCACUCUGCAGCCCCCGUGACAGGCUCAACGUGUGGAGGAUUCUUCUGAGGAGAUAGGUCAGAUGGGGUGGAGGAAAAGCAAGCAGGUCCUUUGGAAGGGAAUGGCACACAAAAACUGAUGAAGUUAAGAGAACCGUGUAAAUAGCAUUUGAAGUUGGUGAGGAGUGACCAUUUCUGUUUGCCGGCGGCUCCCUGUAUGGACCGACUCCAGCAAGCAUGUUACGUUAUGCCAGGAUUGACCAAGGUAUGGAACAAGGAGGAGGCGCGGGGAUUAUAACUCUGCUUUGGCCAGCUCACUUUCGUGCCUUCUCUCUUCUCCCCUCUCCUCCGUUACACAGGUAGAGUGGACGUAAAUUCCACUCAAUGUAUAAAGUUAGUUGUUGUGAUAUAUAUAUUGAAUUUUUAAAUAAAAUCAACUUCCCCUGA